Messenger RNA from Saccoglossus kowalevskii, 5358 nucleotides. RefSeq lists its product as uncharacterized. The record is from RefSeq and is a predicted model, not a curated record. Gene Ontology annotation, molecular function: protein binding. Gene Ontology annotation, cellular component: cytoskeleton. NCBI's taxonomy places the organism in Eukaryota, Metazoa, Hemichordata, Enteropneusta, Harrimaniidae.
AUGGAGAGAAAAGAAAGGGCAUUGGAGGAAAUUAACCGAUCUUUAGAACCGGGAUGGCAAGCCAAGCUGAACGCAGACGGCCGUCUUUACUAUAUCAACCACAAUGAUAAGAUAACUCGUUGGCUACCUCCAUCAGUGAACUGGACAUGUAAAGAAGCCCUGCCUUUCGGAUGGGAGUGUGCACUGGAUAAAACUGGAAAACCCUAUUUUCUUAACCAUGUAGACUGCACAUCAACUCUUGACGAUCCCAGGGAAGACGAAGAGCUGUUUUUAGUGGAAAGACAAGUAAAAUUGAUGAGGGAUUCUGUCUUGGGAUUUGGUUUUGUUGCCGGCAGUGAGAAGCCUGUUAUCGUUAGAUCAGUUACAGAAGGAGGUCCAUGUGAUGGUAAAUUAUUUUCUGGUGAUGAAAUCCUUCGAAUAAAUAAUGAAGAUGUGAAAAAACUCAACCGGGAAUAUGUCAUAAACAAAGUCAGGUCGUGUCCUGAUGUCAUCUUCCUAACGGUGGCUCAGCCUUCAAUGGAUAGAAACAGUGGAAGGAAAUCAUCACUUCUCAGCAUUUCUAAAAAACUGAAAUUAAAGAAUAAUCCAUCUCGUGUACGCUUCUCAGAAGAAGUAGAAGAAGACGCUAAGAUUGGUAAAGAUAGCAGUCUAUUCAACCUACCAGGAGUGUUGAAAGUCUAUCUUGAAAAUCAGCAAACCAAGUCUUUCAAGUAUGACAGCAAAACACUAGUGAGAGAUGUUUUGAAUAUUCUACAGGAGAAACUUGACAUCAAAUGUAUGGAAUAUUUCUCACUACUUGUAAAGGAUUAUAGCUCCCCUGCCAAACCUAAAUUAUCAUUUCUGCAAGAUCAUGAAUUAAUACAGCGGUGUUGUAAUGACGUGGUAGAAGGUCGCUACGGAUCAGAAUUGAAAUACGAUUCCGCAAUACGACUGGCAGCGCUUCAAAUGCAAGAACACGUACUGACCAGCAAGCUAUCAGCAAAAGUUUCUGUUAAGGCUGUGGAGAAAGAGUGUGGUCUUAGUAAAUUUCUACCACAAUCAUUAUUACAAGGUGUCAAGGUUAAAGACAUUAGAAGGGCAAUGAACCACUUUAUUAAAAUGAAUCAAAAUCUUGCUGCCCCCGGACAAAAGCAUCUGACAGCGCUGCAAGUAAAACUUCAUUAUCUGAAGAUAGUGAGUGAAUUGAAAACUUUUGGUGGAAGAUACUUUACUGCAGUUCUCAUGGUAAGUGAGGUUUUCAUUAACAAGAUUAACCAUGUUAAUCAGGAUAACAUAACAACUGAUGUUACCCAGGGUAAACAACCACCUAUGUUACCCAAGGCAACCAGACCACUGAUGUUAUUGAGGGUAACCAGACCACUGAUGUUAUUGAGGGUAACCAGACCAUUGAUGUUACCCUGGGGUAACCAACCACAGAUGUUACCCAGGAAUGAAGGUGAAAAAAGAUCCGAAGUCAAUAUUUUAGUUGGACCGAAAUGUGGUAUCAGUCAUGUGAUUAAUACAAAGAAUAAUGUGAUGUCUCUAUUGGCUGAUUUCAGUCAUGUGACUUUCAUUAAUGUCUAUAACCACAGUGAUGAUGGAAUGCAAAAUGUGGAGUUGAAAUUGGAUGAUAUGAAGCCUGUACAUCUUAUCAUGCAAAGUGCAGAAGCCAGGGACUUUGCGUGUCUAAUUAGCGGUUAUUACAAAAUAUUAGUCAAUAGAGAUAAAUGUAUCCUGCCUCCAAUUGAUUCACAUUUAUCAAAAAAAGAACAAGAAGCUCCUCAAUAUCACGGCAAACACAGGGUACAAGCCGCCGAGUGGAGUUAUCCGACUGACUUGAUAUCGCAGUUGAUAUCCGAAGAGGAAGAAGAGGACAGUGAUGACAAUGAUGUCAUCAUCCCUGGUUACCAUGAUCCAAAAAAUUCUCAAGAUGGAGAAUAUAUUGUUGACUUAGUGCGAGGACCACCACACUAUGAAGAGGACAUCCCUUUUAUAAAUAGUGGCAUAUCAAUGUGUAUGGCAGAGAAGGAAGCAGGUGAUGGUGCCUCCACGGAAGACAAUGUUAUUGAAGAAAUAUCUGCAAUGGAGAGUAUCAACAGAGAUAGUGUAUCAGAAACCUCCUCCAAAGGGAGUCUGACAAACUCAUUGCCCGAAGUGGACUAUCCCACGGAUGAACUCUCAACCUUUGAACUCAGCAAAGAUUAUGACAUCAGUGACGCAGUUGCUACAGAGUCAAUUAAAAGUAUUCCUAGCAAGGGGGGAAUUGAACUGCUGAGUUUUAAAUUGAUGAAGUUGGAUCGAAUUGAGCAUGACAUACUUGGGGAUGGAGGUUGGGAUGAUGUUCCAAAAGAGGAGGAGGAGGAGGGUGAAGAAGAGGAGGAAUCAGACAGUGAUGAUAGUGACUGUUCUUCAAGUGACUCAAAUGUUAUCGAUAUGAUGGAUAACUCAAGGACCUCUCUUUUGAAUAGAGAUUCUAUCAUAUUUCCACGGCCGAAAUUAAACAUUAAUGUAAGUGCCUUGAAACAUGAUGACAGUGAAAUGAAUGUCACACCUCCAGAAAUCAAUAGUGAUGUAAUAGAUUUGACUAGAAUUCCACCCCCUCUUAUAGAAACUGCGGAAGAGCACCUGGAAAAUUUAGAAGUCACAGCUCCACCUCUGGAAUUCACUGACACUGUUGAUGAAAUUCCGGUCUCUGUUAUUGAUUUACCAUCUCCAGUUUUGGAAGAUGCACCGCAACUGAAAUCAAGCAAUCUGGAUACCCUGGAGGUUGUGUUGGCACCUCCAGAUAUUCCUGUAACUGUACCUGAUGAAACGCAUAGAGUACAACAUGUGGCAAUCGAUGCACUAGUCGAGGUUGACGUCAAGGAACAAAAUGAUGUUGAAUCUGAUUCUGGAAAUGAAACUGUAUCGUCUGAGACGAUUGAGAUUACAGGUUGUGGGGAACAUGUAGAAUGUAGCCACUCCCCGUCUGAUUACAUGAAUUUAAUUUCCAGGCAGAAAACCCCAGUGCUGGCUACUGGGGAAAUGCAAAACAUCCCAGAACACUCAUUAGAAAUCAAAAACGUGAUGGAGGAUAUUGUCCUACCUCCUCCACCAGAUUCUGAAUUUGCAGAUGAUUCAUUUUUGGAUGUUGUGCUACCUCCCCCUCUCUUGUCGGAGGAUGAUAUUGACUUUGAUUUCAAGGAUUUACCUCCACCUUUAAUCUUUGAAGAUGAUGUGCUCGAUACAGAGGAAGUCAUAGCACCUCCUGAAGGAUUUGGUUUCCCUGACAACAAAGAGGAGAUGGAAUUCAUUCCUCCGCCUCCGCUGUUUGACACAUCUGAAGUUAAAGAAACGGAAUAUGUUUUUGAUACUGAGCGUGAUAAGCCUGACAAUUCUCAUGUCACAGAUUUGGAUUUAAUAGUUUGUAGUGCAAACAAAGUAAAUGAGAAUGAUGAGUCCAGUACUGAUUUACCCGGACUAAUUGUUGAAUCUAAUCACAGCAUCAAACCAGGAGAAAAAUCUCAUUCACACACUCCAGAUUUUGUUGAUAAAUCUAAUCACAUUUCAGGAAAUAGCGAACCUAACAAAAUUGAAAUAUCUGUUAAAUCCAGGGUGUCUCGGAAAAAGGGCUAUGUUUCACCGUCUCUUGCUAGGAAAAGUUACUCAUUUGAUUUUAGUUAUCAACCGAAAGAUUCCAAGAUGGAUGACAACGUCAGAUCCUCGUCACCCCUUGCAAAGUCUAUAAGAACAUUUAGUAGCGAUGAAACACUUACAACAUCUGCAAAGUCGGAUAAUGAGAGUGAAGAUGAUGCAUCACUUGUAUCACGAACUUCGUCACUUCGAUGGAGUUUUGAUUCCUCUAGGUCAGAGAGGAGAAGUAACAGCUUCAGCAGCCGUGGAAGUAGGGGUUUGCAGAGCAAUGCCUUGUUUUACAAUCCAUCUGAUUUACUGAACGUAAAUGCAAAUGAUACCACAAAAGAUAGGUACAGCAAACCAUUAUUAAAAGGCAAUACAUUUGGUAAUAUGUUCUCAGGAAUUGCAGGGACAUCGAAAGUCGCCCCUAGCGGAGAUUCAGCUAGUGCACCAUCAAGCCCGUCAUCAACUGGCGUUAGAACGUCUUCAUCAAUGAAAACUGUCAAAGCAGUACCUCCGGCUAAGGGAUCACCUACAUUGCGUACAUCACUACCAUUGAAAAGAGUUUCUCUCCGGCCAGUGGCUGGACAAACCAGUGGUGUGCCUGCUGGGAGUGGUAGCAGCGAGAAGAAGCAUGGUCCGUUGAAGGCAUUUAAACUUUUAUCGCUAUCGAGUGAGAGAAGAAAUUCAAGUGGAAGUGAGCACAGCGAUGGAGAAGCACCAACAAAUGUGUGCAAGGUGCAGGACAAAGAUAUGUCACAUGGCUUUGAGUCACAAGAACAGCUAAAACUAUCCCGAGCUCCAUUACAGAGGUCAAUCAGUAAUCCUGUCUCACCAGAAAAGCCUCCUACUGCCCCUAAGCCAGAGAAAAUAUCUUCAUCAUCUGUAAAACCUCCAGUCCCUCCCAGAAGACACUCCAUACCAAUGAAACCCAUACCUCCUCCUAAACCUAAAAAUCUGUCAUCACCGAUCAAACCAAAUUCCCCCCCACCACCUCCUCCUCCUCUUACUUCACCUCCUUUAAAUUCACCCUCUCUUGUGCCAAAGCAAUCCCCCCCAGAUUCACCACCACCACCCUUACCCGUCAGCUCACCCCCGAUUUCUCCUCCGUUAUCGCCGGUUGACAAACUAAUGAAGCGCGAUGAAGCGGAGUUGUUCGCCACAGAUAUAAACGUCGUGAAUAUCUUAACACAGGAGUCUGAGAUCAUUGGGAAAUCGCCUAUGGGCACUGCGACUCUUAUCGAAAAUCGAGAAUACAGUAUUGAAGAUGGAGUUGAAACUGCACAUCAGGACAUUGCUGUGUUAAUUUCCGACUUGGACAUGAUGCUUGAUGCGGUUGUCACAACUGAUAUGGAUCUUGGCAAUCAGAAACAAGAGUCAGAACAGUUCAACGAUUGCAAGCAGAUUUUAAUGAAUGAGGCAAAAGAGUUUGCAACGUGCACCAAAGUAUUGGUCAGCAGCGCUGCUCAUUCUAAAGAGAAACUGAUCGAAGCAGUGAAUAGGAGUCUCCACUCCUUAGCAAGACUGUUUGUGGGCUGUCACAAUACAAUGGAAUUAAUGAGUUCACAUGGGCAGGCCACUCACUUGGCAACUAAGGUCAAAAACAUUGCUAAUUAUUUUGGGGAUACUUUGAAAGCUGCUGAGAUUGCCUGCGGGAAAAGUUUGAAUGACCCGACCAUGAAGCUGUUGCUAAAGGAAGUUCAGAAUAUGGCGGCCAUUUUGUCUGCUAUGAUGAGAACACUGAGAAUCCUGCAGAAUAGGUAG